UAAAUCCGGUAUGAAAUGUCUCAGUACACCACAUCACAUGUUCCAAAAGAAAGUGAAAGUUAACAAAUCAAAAUUUAAUCAAAGUCAACAACAGAGGAAACAACUCCACCGACUGCACACACUGAAGCUAUGGGAGGAUACUUCUCUAAACCUGAAGUGGAGCCCCCUUCUCUGUUGCUUAAUAAAGAAUGGCGAGCUGUACCACAGGGCAACAAAGCUGAAUAUCUACAGUUUGUGAGGGGUUUUGAGCCUUUUAAGCCUCGUAAUGAUGAGAGGAAUGAAGAUCAGUGUAUUAGAAUUCUGCUUCAUGGACCAAUUGGUCACGGCAAGUCCAGUUUUAUCAACACUGUGGACUCCAUCUUACAAGGCGAAAUGACUGGACGAGCUUUGGCGGAUGCAUGUGGUGGAAAGACCUUUACCAAAAAGUACAAAACAUACAAAAUCAAAAAAGGAGAAGACGGGACCUUUUACCCAUUUGUCUUCAAUGACAUUAUGGGCCUGGAGAAAGACCAAGGAGUUUGUGAGGAGGACAUCAAACUAGCCAUGAUGGGACAUGUCAAAGAUGGUUACACGUUCAAUCCACACUCCACAUUAUCCAAAGAUGAUCCAUACUACAACACAAACCCCAGUCUGAGUGACAAAGUACAUGUUCUGGUUUGUGUCGUCUGUGCUGAUACAGUACAUUUACUGGAUGAUGAUGUUAUGAAGAAGAUGAGGAAGGUGAGGCUGGAUGCUCGUGAUAUGGGGAUUCCUCAAAUGGCUAUUCUCACCAAAAUUGAUGAAGCCUGUCCUGAGGUCAAAGCAGACUUAAGAAACGUCUACAAAAGCAAAUAUGUGAAAGAAAAGAUGGAGCUUCUGAGUGAAUCACUGGGUAUUCCACUGAACUGCAUCUUUCCUGUGAAGAACUACCACUCAGAAAUUGCUCCAAAUGAUGACCUUGAAAUGCUGAUACUGAUGGCACUGAAACAGAUGAUCAACUUUGGAAAAAAUUUUGUGAACGACUGUAAAUGCACAUGAGACAAACUUUGCUUCAGUUCAUCAUGAAAAGAAAUCAUGUAAAAGAUUGAUAUUGUAGUUUUGGGCAGUAGGAAACAUAGAUUUAUGGUUUCAUUUAAAAUUACAUCUGAGAUUGUAUCUGAUAAAUCAAGCAGAAGUGCACUAGUUUUGCACAGAUCUUUGACUAAACUUGUAAAUGUAAAUACUGAGAUUAACUUUGCUUCAGCUCAAUGUGAAAAAUAAUUGUGAAAAAUUCAUAAUGCAGUCAUAUGCAAUGGGAAACACAUGUAGGCCUUAGUUUACAGUUACAGUAUUAUACCUGAUAAAGCAAGUAGAAGUGCACUGGUUUAGUGGAGAUCCUGAAUUUAGUUAAAAACUAACAAUAAAAAAACUCAAUCUGUAAUUCAUAAUAUCACAUAUUGCUUUGCAAAGUGUUUCUUUUCAACAUUACUUUCAUAUACUUUAGGAUCACUUCUUCUAAUACAUAUUAAUGCCAGCUGAAAUGAUAAACUGCUAUGAACUUGUGCAAAUAAAAUAAAAAUACAU
Messenger RNA from Sphaeramia orbicularis (orbiculate cardinalfish), 1542 nucleotides. Its product is annotated as interferon-induced protein 44-like. NCBI's taxonomy places the organism in Eukaryota, Metazoa, Chordata, Actinopteri, Kurtiformes, Apogonidae. Gene Ontology annotation, biological process: immune response. The record is from RefSeq and is a predicted model, not a curated record. The coding region runs from base 130 to 1017 and encodes 295 amino acids. The transcript is spliced from 8 exons.